Cutaneotrichosporon cavernicola is the source of this 378-nucleotide messenger RNA. RefSeq lists its product as uncharacterized. The record is from RefSeq and is a predicted model, not a curated record. The coding region runs from base 1 to 378 and encodes 125 amino acids. The transcript has 3 exons. NCBI's taxonomy places the organism in Eukaryota, Fungi, Basidiomycota, Tremellomycetes, Trichosporonales, Trichosporonaceae.
AUGCCAUUUCGCCACACGACCGAUAAAAUCCUCGUACGCAUCGGUGACGGCGACACGACUAUUGUACUGGACGAAUUCUACUCGUGGUACCAGUUCAAUGGGGGGAGGGCCGGAGCGUCUCGGGCGCUCUACGUCGACGACGUGAACAAGGGUUUCAGGCUGGCUGGCGAGUAUGCUGGGCCGUCAGUCCCGCCGCUGAUCAGCGACAUCCAGCAAUCCGGUUCCUUUGUAGACUGUGGGGCAAACCAUCCUCUCCAAAUGGCUGCCAUCCCCUUCUUAGAUCCCGAGAGAGUCAAGCAGGACCGCAUCUCUCUCCAGCGCACGUUCAAGAAGAAGCACAAUCACCUCCUCGCCAGCCUUGUGCACACGGGCCUUUAG